Molecule: messenger RNA, 5957 nt
Organism: Archocentrus centrarchus (flier cichlid)
Lineage: Eukaryota; Metazoa; Chordata; Actinopteri; Cichliformes; Cichlidae
Gene: arhgef5
Product: Rho guanine nucleotide exchange factor (GEF) 5
Exons: 15
Coding region: 563-5260 (1565 amino acids)
Biological process (GO): activation of GTPase activity; intracellular signal transduction
Cellular component (GO): cytoplasm; nucleus
Molecular function (GO): guanyl-nucleotide exchange factor activity; protein binding
Source: RefSeq, a predicted model, not a curated record
AUUUUGUGUGAGAGAAAUGAGGCAGGAGAGAGCAGGGAGUUGUAUAUUGUGGUUUGUUUGUUUUUUUUCUUAAUUUUUUUCAGGGGGGGUUUACAGAAGCGAUCGCAUCGGCGAAACAGGGGAGUGAAGGAGCGAAUCUGCGGAUAGACUAGGCUCUAGUUUUAUUUGAUUUAUUAGCGCACUCCCUGUUCAGCAACGGCGACUGAAAGGGCAAGACUGAGGGAAAGAGGAGGGCAAAGAUAAGUGUCAAUCUGUUGAGACUUGUUUGGGAAUUUGAGCGAAGACGGGAGGUGGGGGAGAGAGGGACAGACAGAGGGAGCAAGGACGGGAAAGCAAAGCAAACUGAGGCGUAAACAUUUCACUUUUUACCAAAGGUUAAGCCAGUGGAGAUUUAAAGCUGAAGUGGAAUGGAGAACAAUCAGAUAAUGUGAACACGAGGGACUUUUUUUUUUUUUUCCCAAGUGUUGUGCAAUCCCAUGUUUCUGAGCUGAGCUAGACAGGGGAGGAGGAGACCAGACCUCUAUCGGAUACUACAUUCAGGUUCUCCAAUAACUAUGGUACUAUGGGGACCAAAAGGCCCAGCUGGACCCUCUUUGACACUUUAAUAAACAUGAGCAUGUCUGACCACAAGCUUCAGCCAGGUGGAAAAGUCUCCCGGGAUCCAAGUCCAAGGCCGGCAAUGACUGUUCGGUCAGAGCAAGAGCGCGAUGGCCCCAGAGAGGAAAACUGGAGGAAAGAAAACGAAGCAGAUAAAAUGAGAGACAAAACAAGAUACAGAGAUAUGGAUGCACCGGAUAGAUGUGAAGGUGACAGAUCUCCUGGGCCCAGGUCGAGAGAGGGAGAACGAGAGAUGUGGGAGAGAGAUAGGAGGAAAGAAGAUGGCAGAAGCAGAAAUGGGAAGCUGCUGUUAAAUGUAGAGAAAGAGACUCAAGAGCUAGAAAGGAGGGCAAAGAAAGGUGGCACAUUUCCCAGAUUUAAAAAUGCUGUUACAAGUCCAGAUAGACGAUUGAUGUCUGUUACUGAGAUAGGUGAAGAAAGAGGGAAAAGGAGGCAGAAAGAUAGAACCAAAAGAGCAGAGACAGAUGCCUGGGAGCAAGAAAGAGAGAGGGCAUGGCAGAGAGAGAGGGAAAGAGAUGAGGUUAUAAGCAGGGUAAAGGAAGAGGGGAAAACCACUGGAAGAAGAUACAUGGAACAUGAGAAAGUACAACCGAGGGAACGAUAUCAGGAGUCUGAUAUUAGGUUUCAGGACAGCAGAAGAGAAGUGGCUGAUUCAUGGGUUAGAAGAGAACAAAUGAGAGAAAAGCCAAUGCUUGACACGGGCGAGAGGGAGGUGAGAAUGGCUUUCCUGCACAGAAGAAAGGACAUCAAGAACUAUGGAGAUAGAAAGGAGAGUGAAAAUGCACAAAGGAGAGAGAAAAGGAGAGAUAUCAGGAGUGAAGGUGAUGAUGAGAGAGAGCUGAGGAGGGAAAGAAUGAGAGACAGAGAUGGGGAGGAAUUGAUGUGUCAGUACAGCAGAAGUGAGGGGGACAACAAAAUGGCAAGGGAGAGAGAUCGAGAGAGGCAGAGAUACAGAGCCAGGGACAGAGAAAGAGAAGUGGAUAGAUCCAGGGGGGAGAGAGCAGAGGAAGACCACGAACAAUACAGAGACGGUGACAGGAGGGCAGCAAGACCGGCAGACAGGGAGGGGAAGGAAAGUUGGAGAGACUUAGACAACAGAGAUGACAGAAAAGAGAAUGAACAAUAUAGAGAGUACACGUAUGGGAGAAAUGGGAAAAGGAAGGAAAAACAGGCUGAUACUCAGAGAGUUGACAGAACAGACAGAAUCAGUCGAUCACCAACUGAGCAGGCUCCCAGGGUGCCACCAAGAGCCCAGAGUAGUGGAGAGUGGAGCAGUAAUCCGGACAGUGAGAUGAGAUAUAGAAGAGACAGGGGCAGAUAUGAAGAUCAGGAAUCAAGGAGAGAGGGCAUGUUCGAAAGGGAAAGAGAAAGAGAAAGAGAAAUACCGAGAGAUCCAGAACAAACUGCUGACAAAAGGCAAAUAAGAAAUGAGAGACAAGAGAGUGAUAAAGGAGAGAAGACUGGCAGUAUGCCGGAACAGAGAAGGAUGUGGUUAGAGCCACAGAGGGGCAAGAAUAGCAAAGGCAAAUUUAUAGACGGCGAGAGGCACACAGGGUGGAAAGAAGAAGAAGAGACGAGUAUGGAGUUGCAGGCAGAGAGGGGAAGAGAUGGGUGGCGAAUAAAAAAGGAACCAGAUGAAAGGUGCUUGGAGCAAAGCAGUUAUAAGCAAAGUCAGGGGGGGAGGAAUGAGUACAGGGAAGACACAGAGGGGGAGCGAGAGGGAGUGAGUGUAGAUGAAGAGAAGGUGGGUGAAAUCUGGAGGGAUAAGGGAGAGAAAGAACAUUUACCUGACAGUGAUGGAGGGAUAGAGGAAAGUUCGCAGAGGGAUGAAGGGGAAGACGUCAUAGAUGACAUAGAGAAGAAUGACAGAGAGGAGGAGAGUGGGAGCGAUUACUGGGCACGCUAUGAGAGUGAAGGAGGAAGUGAGGCAGGGUGGAAGAAAGAGAGAGACAAAAUGCUGGCCCCAGAGAAUGGCAUUGUGACUGUGUCAAGUGGAGGGGAGAAUGAGAGAGAGGACACUGAAGAAGAGUUUAGGGACUGUCAGGAAUUCCAGGAAGGUGGAGCCCAGUCACCUGCUGGCUUCAAGGGCUAUGAGAGAGAUCAGAAGAGGGAGGAAGAACGGACAACGGGAGACGAGGAAACAGCUGACGGGGAGGAGAAGCAGCCAAAGUACGUCUUUGUGGUUGGGAAAACUCUUCCUCAAUCACAGAACAGCAAGAUUUCACCAUGGCAGGCUGAUCAGAUAGAAGAAGUGAAAAGAAAUGACCCGAAUUUAGAAACUGAUCAUCACUUGAGUUGUAACGCCACGCAGCAGCCUCAGGACGACUUGCAUCAGACAUUAAAUAGAAAUGAUGAGCACCCAGUGAUAAACAACCAGGACACAGAAAGUGAGCAUAAAGUUCAGAGGGAGGAGAGGCUUUCUACAGGACAAGAAGCUGAAGGCAAUAUCCAGUCCACAGCACCUUCAGACAUUCAUGACACAGAGUCUAGUGAGGAAAUGAGGAGCAAAGUAAGGAAUCUAUACUAUGGAUUGGGAAUAGCGAAAAGAGACUCAAAAACAGAAAGACUCCUCAAGGAAUGGAGAGAGAAAAAUAAAGAACUAACAGGAAAAGGAGGAAUUCAAGCUUCUUUUUCUCAAUCGGACUUAGAUCGCCUUCAGCCAAUCUUGGAUCAGAUAAACACUGGAGCACUGAGUCCGGAGGAGGUGGAAGCUAUUCGGAUCAGACUGAGCGGGACGUGGAGCAUGUCUGAGGAGCCCAAACGGCGCUCCCAAGCCCCCCACCUGAGGUGGGCUAAAGAUGUGGUGCGUGAGAUCCUGGGACAUUCAGAGGAGGAACCAAGCACAGAGGCACUAGACAAUCAACCAGUGGCCAACCAGUCUGAGAUCAGCAACACCAAGGAACAAGAAGAGGUUGCAGAAGAAACAAGGGAGGUGCCUGUUAUUAAGUUGAGUACGGACGAAGAGGACUUGGAGCCAGAGCUGGAAGAGCUGUUCGAUGUGAGAGAUGAUGAGGAUGAUCGGAGCAAAAGCUGGGGAGAAGUGGGGCUGAGGAUUCUUUUGGGCACAAUUGAGAAACGGAGAAAGAAUUCAAAGUUUUUCAGUGCUGCACAGCUCUAUCAGCAGUACAGCGAGGCAGCACAGAACUUUGAGAUCCUACGUCAGGCUCGUUCUGAAACCCUCUCUGUGUGCGAGGACACUACUUCAUCUCCUCUCCCCUCACCUCCUCCUGCCCGCAGACCUCUUCCUCCCGUACCUCCACCAAUACAUCCAAGCUUGCCUCUCCCUGAACGCCCCAGGGGUGAACGUAGAGCCUCUUCCCCACGUCUGUCUAUCGCACAGUCUUCCUCGCUGUGGCGAGAUCUGCCGGGGGUCAGGGACAAUGCUGAGCUAGAGGAGCUCACAGAUGACCAGAGGCGGCUGCAGGAGGUGAGGUUUGAAGUUGUUACCUCAGAAGCCUCGUACUGCCGGAGUUUGGAAAUUGUUGUUAACCACUUUGUCAAGUCUAAACAACUGGGGAUGCUAUUGACCACUCAGGAGAGGAACUGGCUCUUCUCACGGCUGGUUGAUGUUCGUGCCAUUAGCCACAGUUUUCUGUCAAAGCUGGAGGAGCGGGUGGAGUCAGACGUCAUGCACUUUACAGUGUGUGACAUCAUCAGCACGCAGUGUCCACUCUUCAGGAAGGCUUACGUGCCCUACCUCACCAAUCAGUCCUAUCAGGAUGCAACCUAUCAGCGGCUCAUGAACGAGAAUCCGAGGUUUAAAAUGAUUGUGGAGAAAAUAGAGAGGAGCUCUGUUUGUGAGAGACUUCCUCUUCGAUCCUUCCUUGUGCUGCCCUUCCAAAGGAUUACAAGACUUAAGUUGCUGGUCCAGAAUAUUGUCAAGAGAACAACACCCGGCACUGAAGAGGCAACACAGGCCAUCAAAGCUUUAAAACAUCUGGAGAAGAUUAUUCAAGAGGGUAAUGACAGCAUCACCCAAAUGAAAAGCAUCGAGUCUCUGGUCUCUCUCAACUCUAAGGUGGACUUUGAGUGCAGGACUCUUCCUCUGAUCAGUCAGUCUCGAAGAUUGGUUCGAGAAGGUCCUGUCACUGAGCUGAUGGAUUUCUCUCUUAAGGACACAGAAAGAAGUGUUUACUUGCACCUCUUCACUGACUACUUGCUGCUUUCACUACCAAAGGAAGGGGGAAGAUUUACAGUAAUUGAUCACUGUCUGGUAUCAGAGCUGCGGGUAGAAAACUGUCGCGUCAAACUUCACUCCCUACAGAAGAACCUGUUCCGGCUGCAUAUGACGCAAAAAUCCCUUCUUCUAAGGACUGAUGCACAGAGCGAUAAGCUUCGUUGGAUAUCAGCCCUCUCCAGACCACAUCCUGAAAUAGAUUUUUCUGCUGCACAAGAUUUCGAACAGAUGCAGUGUAUUCGAGCCUUUGUUGCCCAGCAGCCAGAUGAGCUGUCCCUAGAAAAAGCUGAAGUAAUCCUGGUUCAUCAGGAAAGCAGCGACCAUUGGGUAGAGGGGACCAGGCUCUCUGACCGGCAACGUGGAUGGAUACCUAAGUCCCAUCUGGAAACCAUAAUGAGCUCCAGAGUCAAAACACGCAACCUGUUGGAUGCUCUCAAACUGACAGCAGCCAAAGCUGCAGUCUGACCUCAGAGUGGGCCUAAAGAGAGAGAUGAUUUGAAUGCACCGUAAAGGAUCAAACUCAGUUAUCUGCAUCAGAAACUGCUGGAUUACAGAUAAUGGACAUCAAGUGACAUUUCUAGAGGACAAUGCAGCAGCUGAAAAUGAUGUAAUGAAAAUGCAUCUCAGUGUAGCACUGGCUCUUGGUUGAUUCAUGCGUUGGAACAGUGUAUUGCAGCAGUGUGAACUGCUGCAGCCUGCCUGAAAGUACGAAAGUAAAGACUUUUUUAACUGCUAUGCACAGUACAUUACAAAUAUUGUGUGUACAUCAGUAGAUUUUAAGAGAAGUAUUUUCUAAUGGAAAUCAUCUUUUCCCAAGAAAUGUUUUUGGAAAAUAUAUUUUUUUUGUGUGUAUUAUAUGUUUUUGAAAAGUGGGCCCCUGCAUGCAUGAGAGUGGACUCAUAGAAAAUCUGCAGGACAAUUCUAAGAUGUACAGAGCUUCAUAGGCUAUAUAGGACACAUUUCAAUGAAUUCAGACUGGUGGAAUUAAAACAUAUUUGAACAUUGUGUGUGACUUGACUUUGAACUGUGGCUGUUUGUUUUUCAGCAUUAAAUCAAUUUUGGUCCUUUAUGAGCAGCAGACAGUGCCAGGAUUCUGAUUUUGGGUGGGCCAGAGUACUUUGGGUUGGGCCUUGUAAUUGCAUAAGUCAGUGGUUUUAAUACU